UGUAUGAGGGGGUUAUAAAACCUUUCUCUGGGUUAUUGCAUUAAAUAAGAUAAUGUAUAUAAAAUACUUUGUAAAGCUGAAAGUCCUAUAGAAAUGUGAGCUAUUAUGGUGAGGGUAAGUAUGGAACAUUGAUUGGAACAUAUUAGUAACAACCAAUGUUAACAUCAUGUGAUCUUCACACCUAUUCUGUGAGAUAGGUGCUGCUAAUAUAUGGAAGGGUUGGAAAAGUAUAGAAGCUUUAGAUGGAGUAAGGUCGAAUACAGGAGUGAAAAGUUUGAACUUAAUUCAAGAAGAUUUUUGAGGAGUGUCAUGCUAGAUUAUUCUAGCAUUAGAAGCAGAUUGGGAGUGGAAAGUACAAUUAGGGUAUUGAUAGGGUUGGUAAAGAGAUUGGGAAUUGGGUGGAAGAAGAGAGAGAUACUCUGGUAGGAGAAACUUAUGGAAUUUUCCCUUUGGCCUGCACAGGUGCCAAGUAUUAUGGGAAGGUAUAUUAGGAGUUAGAAAUGGCAAUGAACAGAUGGGACAAGACAAUAGAAUGUCAGUGAAGUCCACUAAAAAAGAGAGGACAGAAUAAUAGUUCGUAUUCACAUAACACUACUUUACAAAGAUCUUUUUAGGUAGGUCAGGCCCCCAAAUUACCAUGUGUUAAUUUUAUAUAGCCUUCAUGUGCUUAUUUAUGUACAUGUUUUCUCCUCUAACAGAAUGUAAGAUAGAAACUUUUUCAUUUUUGUCUUUGCAUUCUCAGAAUCUAGUAAUAACACCUGGAACACUGUACCAACUUAAAUGCUUGAACUGGGAGACAGGGGAAAAGCAGUAGUAGCUAUCAGACCUAGAUAUUUCAGAGGAAGGAUUCAAAGGUCCAUAAUUAAAGUAGAAGAUGGCAAGGCCCAGCCACAGCAGCUAUGUGCUUCAACAGCUAAACAACCAAAGAGAAUGGGGUUUUCUCUGUGACUGUUGUAUUGCAAUUGAUGACAUUUAUUUUCAAGCACACAAAGCAGUUCUAGCUGCUUGCAGCUCUUAUUUUAGGAUGUUUUUCAUGAACCAUCAGCACACCACUGCACAACUGAAUCUUAGCAACAUGAAAAUUAGUGCUGAAUGCUUUGAUCUAAUUUUGCAGUUCAUGUAUUUAGGAAAAAUUAUGACAGCCCCUGCCAACUUUGAGCAGUUUAAAGUGGCAAUGAACUACUUACAGUUAUACAAUGUUCCUGACUGUUUAGAAGACAUACAGGAUGCAGACUGUUCUAGUUCAAAAUGUUCGUCUUCUGCUUCCAGCAAUCACAAUAACAAAAUGAUAUUUGGGGUACGAAUGUAUGAUGACACCAUAGCUAGAAAUGGCAGUGAAGCAAACAGGUGGUGUGUGGAGCCAAGUUCAACAGUAAAUACGUCCCAAAACAAAGAGCCUGAUGAAGAAUCUUUACAGUUAAGCAACUUUCCAGAACAGUUGUUCGAUGUAUGUAAGAAAAGCUCUGUCUCCAAAUUAUCUAACCCAAAGGAUCGUGUGUCACGGCGUUUUGGAAGGAGCUUUACCUGUGACAGUUGUGGUUUUGGUUUUAGCUGUGAAAAGUUAUUAGAUGAGCAUGUGUUAACCUGCACUAAUAGACAUUCAUAUCAAAACGCAAGGGCAUACCAUAGGAUAAUGGAUGUUAGAGAUGGAAAAGAUGGUAAUACCAAAACUGACACCUGUGAAAAGGAUUCUUCUAAAACAUUUUCUGUACAAAUAGACAAAUAUAGAGGGGAUACAAGCCAGGCCACCAGUGAUUCAUCAUCAACCACUGGAAAUAGAAAAAGCAAUAUAGCAGAGUCUGAAGUAGCUGGUGAAGAGAAGAGCAGAGCUGCUGAGAGGAAAAGGAUCAUUAUCAAGAUGGAGCCAGAAGAUCAUCCUAAGGAUGAAUUUAAAGACUUCAAUGUUAUUAAAGUUUCUGAUAAAGACUGUAAUGAAUCCACUGACAAUGAUGAAUUAGAAGAUGAACCUGAAGAGCCAUUUUAUAGAUAUUACAUUGAAGAAGAAGUCAAUGUGAAGAAAAAUGCUAGGAAACUUUUAAAACCCCGGAUGUCUGUAAAUACAGAUGAAAGGAACAGUUUGGAAAAUACAAGGCACCCUAACAAGGAUAGUCCUGUACAAGGGGAUACUGAGGGCGCUUCAUGUGAACUGUGUGGACAAACAAUAACUGAAGAAGAUUUGUCAUCUCAUUAUUUAUCAAAACACAUAGAAAAUAUCUGUGCUUGUGGUAAAUGUGGUCAAAUACUAGUCAAAGGUAGGCAACUUCAAGAACAUGCACAAAGAUGUGGAGAACCCCAAGAUUUGACAGUGAAUGGGUUAGGAAACAGUGAAGAAAAAAUGGACAUGGAAGAGAAUACUGAUGAGCAAUCUGAAAUAAGAGAUAUGUUUGUUGAAAUGCUAGAUGAUUUCAGGGACAAUCAUUUCCAAAUAAAUACUCUCCCUCAAAAGCAAUUAUAUAAACAUUCUGCAUGUCCUUUCCGAUGUCCUAAUUGUGGUCAGCGUUUUGAAAAUGAAAAUCUAGUGGUUGAGCAUAUGUCCGGCUGCCUAGACCAAGAUAUGUUUAAGAAUGCCAUCAUAGAAGAGAAUGAAAGAGAUCAUAGAAGAAAACACUUCUGCAAUCUUUGCGGAAAGGGAUUUUAUCAGCGUUGUCACUUAAGAGAACACUAUACAGUCCAUACCAAGGAAAAACAAUUUGUUUGUCAGACAUGUGGCAAGCAGUUUUUAAGAGAACGUCAGUUGCGGCUACAUAAUGACAUGCACAAAGGCAUGGCUAGAUAUGUCUGUUCCAUUUGUGAUCAAGGAAACUUCCGAAAACAUGACCAUGUACGGCAUAUGAUUUCUCAUUUAUCUUCUGGGGAGACUAUAUGCCAGGUCUGCUUUCAGAUAUUUCCAAAUAAUGAACAGUUGGAGCAGCACAUGGAUGUUCAUCUAUAUACAUGUGGAAUAUGUGGAGCAAAGUUUAAUUUACGAAAAGAUAUGAGAUCUCAUUAUAAUGCCAAGCAUUUGAAAAGAACAUAAGUGAUUUCCUACUGUAAGAGUAUUAACUUGAUGGCAAACAAGACACCAAAGCAAGGAUUAUGAUAUAUUAGUAUUUGAUUUUAGAAAAUGAAUUGAUGGGGAAAAGUGUAUUUUAUGACCUUUUUACCUUUUCUUUGUUUAGAAUCAUUAAGCAUAUACAUGUUUUAUCAUUUUGACUUAUUUUUACUGUUAAUAGAAAUUUUUAUGUUUUUAGUUUUUGCCUUAGCUAUGAUUAAAAUUACUUUUAAAUGUAGAUUUAAAGCACAAUGUUAUCCCUUCAGUGACUUUAGUUCCAUAUCAAUAAGAUGAUGAUUUCACUAUUUUCCAUGUGUUUUUCCUUAAAUUAUUUUGUGAAAUUUUAAAUACAAUGUCAAUGGACAUCCUUGAUUUAAAAAAAAAAAUGUAAAUAAGGAAAUCAAUUCUGAGAGACUAGCCACUUUGCUAGUUACUUGUCAGAACAGCAGUGACUUAACCAUUGUUGUUGUUAUUCUUAUCAUUAAUGAAUUUCAGAUUUUGAAGUUGAUAAUCUACCUUAUGAUAGAUUGGUUGAGCUAAAUUUAGUCUUUACAAUUUACAUAGGCUAGAACCAUACACUGAAAAAGACCAAAAGA
Molecule: messenger RNA, 3627 nt
Organism: Sarcophilus harrisii (Tasmanian devil)
Lineage: Eukaryota; Metazoa; Chordata; Mammalia; Dasyuromorphia; Dasyuridae
Gene: ZBTB1
Product: zinc finger and BTB domain containing 1
Exons: 2
Coding region: 875-3016 (713 amino acids)
Biological process (GO): regulation of cytokine production; negative regulation of transcription by RNA polymerase II; regulation of immune system process
Molecular function (GO): protein binding
Source: RefSeq, a predicted model, not a curated record